AUGAAAAGGAGAGGAAUAUCUUCUGCAGCUAUCGUUCUUUUCGUAUUCCUACAAUCUUUUUGUAAUGCCUUAUCCAUCCACGAUUGUCCUGCUUCCUCCUGUGGCAAUAUUCCCAACAUAAGUUAUCCAUUUCGACUCUCAGGUGACCCACCACACUGCGGCAACAAGAGGUACGAACUAGUUUGCCAGAAGAACAACGCAACAAUUUUAGCUCUGCUUUCAGGAAAAUACCAUGUACACGAAAUCGAUUACAAAAGACGUAAAAUCCGAGUGAGUGACGCAGGGGUUACGGAGGACACUAGUUGCUCCUUCAUCCCCCGCUAUUUCUUAGGUUCCACCAAUCUCACUGACGAUACUGCUCAUAUAAUAAAUCCGCUGAGUUUGGCCCCGUUUGAUGAUCGUGGAAUAGCAGCAUACUUCAACUGUAGCAAUCCAAUCACUAAUGAUCCUCGAUAUGUGAAGGUGGAUACAACUCGUUGUGGCUCUGGAGGGCACAUCUAUGCUGUCCUGAAGAAAGAUUCAUCAAGUGAUUUUCGUGUGAUGGACAUCAAGAUUGGGUGCCAACUGAAGGUGGCUACUUUUGCAAAUUGGGCGACAAAGAAAGACCACAAUAAUAAGAAAAACGAUUCCUAUGAUGACAUCCACAACAUGCUGGCCUAUGGAUUUUGGCUGUCUUGGUUACAUGUUCUUUGUGAUGAACAAUGCGCAAAGUGGAUGAUUUGCCGUCCUAUCAAUGACUCAAGUAUCGAAUGUGACCGUCCAAGCUGUUUUUCUCUCUUAGCCUUAGGGUCGAAGCGAGUCACCUACGGUUGCGUUAUUGGGAAAGAAAACUCUUCCCAUGUCAAGCCACUGAGUUUGGUUUAA
Molecule: messenger RNA, 864 nt
Organism: Gastrolobium bilobum
Lineage: Eukaryota; Viridiplantae; Streptophyta; Magnoliopsida; Fabales; Fabaceae
Exons: 2
Coding region: 1-864 (287 amino acids)
Molecular function (GO): polysaccharide binding
Source: RefSeq, a predicted model, not a curated record